This is a messenger RNA of Gossypium raimondii (Peruvian cotton), 1420 nucleotides long. RefSeq names its product cinnamoyl-CoA reductase-like SNL6. NCBI's taxonomy places the organism in Eukaryota, Viridiplantae, Streptophyta, Magnoliopsida, Malvales, Malvaceae. The transcript has 5 exons. The record is from RefSeq and is a predicted model, not a curated record. The coding region runs from base 206 to 1123 and encodes 305 amino acids. Gene Ontology annotation, molecular function: oxidoreductase activity, acting on the CH-OH group of donors, NAD or NADP as acceptor.
CCAACAACAACUACCCUCCCACGCAUAUCUACCCCUCCCACACCCUUUGAAUGCAACCCUCACCCCCUUCCUCUUCUGCUUUAUAUUCUCUAAUCUCUUUCACCUCUAACCCACACCAGGUUUUUUUUUUUUAAAAAUUCAGCUGAUCUACUUUCUAUUCAGUAGUAUAUGCAAACUAAAUUAGCUUGGCUUCUCUCCAACAGAAAUGGCACCCGCUUCCUUCCAUCACGAGAAAGUUUGCGUGAUGGACGCCUCCGGUCGCCUGGGCUCUACCCUGGUUGAACGCUUGCUGGAAAGAGGCUACAUUGUCCAUGCUGCUGUUCAAGGCCAUGUUGAUGAUUUGAAACUGAAUGGGGUAGCUACUGAAAGGGAAAAGAAGCUCAAGAUUUUCCAUGCAGACCCUUUCGAUUAUCAGAGCAUUACCGACGCCCUGAAAGGCUGCUCUGGUUUGUUUUACGCCUUUGAGCCCCCACAAGACCACCCUGCCUAUGAUGAAUAUAUGGUAGAAGUGGAGGUACGAGCAGCACAUAAUGUGGUAGAGGCAUGCGCUCGGACGGAGACAAUAGACAAGGUGGUCUUCACAUCCUCCGCCACUGCUGUUCUUUGGAGAGACAACAACUCCCAAUCGCUUGCUUCCGAUUUGGAUGAACGCCAUUGGAGCGACGUCAAUUUCUGCCGCAAAUUCAAGUUAUGGCAUGCGCUGUCAAAGACGGUGGCAGAGAAGACAGCAUGGGCGUUAGCAAUGGAUAGGGACAUUAACAUGGUUUCAAUCAACGGUGGAUUGUUGAUGGAGCCUCAUCUUUCCAUCACCCACCCUUACUUGAAAGGAGCCGCUGAGAUGUACGAGUGUGGGACGUUCGUCACAGUCGAUCUUCAGUUCUUGGUGGAUGCUCACAUCUGCGUCUUUGAAGAUGUUUCAUCCUACGGUCGAUAUCUAUGCUUCAAUCACGCCAUUACUAACCAUGAAGAUGCUAUUCACCUCGCCCGUUUGCUUACACCUUAUUCUCCGUCCCCUCCUCCCAGUUAUGAAGAAGCUAACAUGAUCAUCCAACAAAGAUUAAGCAACAAGAAAUUGAACAAAGUGAUGGUGGAUUUUGAGAGUGAGCUGCUUUUGGAGGAUUGAUCCAUUCAGGCUGAGGGGGGAGGUCAUUAUGAAACAACAGCAGAAAGAAAAUCAAUUAGUUUUUCUUUCCUUCCUUCCUCAUCCAGAAGCAAAAUUAUUUAUAGUUUGUCUUAUAAUUAAUGGGAAUUGCAAACUAUUUUAUCCCUCAACAAUAUGCCCCCUUGCAAGGGAUGUCCCAAGUUUUGGGCUUUGCUGUAGCUCUAAAGCUGGAUGAUAUUUACUGCUUAAUAUUCCUAUUUCCUAUUGUUUCUUUUUCCGUGUGCUCAUCCGAAGUGAAAUAAUUCCACUUUCAGUUUA